Molecule: messenger RNA, 1863 nt
Organism: Scleropages formosus (Asian bonytongue)
Lineage: Eukaryota; Metazoa; Chordata; Actinopteri; Osteoglossiformes; Osteoglossidae
Gene: trmt13
Product: tRNA methyltransferase 13 homolog
Exons: 11
Coding region: 3-1379 (458 amino acids)
Biological process (GO): tRNA methylation
Source: RefSeq, a predicted model, not a curated record
AGAUGGAGGAGCUGCCGGCGGACGGCGUGUCUGCUCCUCUACCGGGAAGAUGUCGCUUUUAUGUCGCAAAGAAGAAGCGUUUCUGCAAAAUGAUAGUGGGGCGCGGGAAGACGCUUUGUGGGGAACACGCAGACGGGGGCCAAGAAGGUGAGAGAAGAAGAAUCCCUUGCCCGCUGGAUCCUAAACAUACAGUGUUUGAAGACAGUUUGGCAAAACAUCUGAAGAAGUGCAAUUCUAGGGAGAAGCCAAAGCCUGUGUAUUAUGUUCAAGAUAUCAAUGCCGGACCGCAAGAGAAUGAGGAACCUCUCGUAAAUGAGGUUCCCAUAGCUGAUCAUUCCAAGGUACAGUUGGAUUUGUUGAUUCAAAGACUAAAGAAGGCAGUUGAUGGGAUUACUUCUAAAUAUGAAGAAAGAAUAUUAUCCCACCCUGCUCUUAAUGAUGCUCUUAGUGACCCAAAAAAUGGUGACUCUGCAUUCAAACAUUUAAAGCAGCAAGCCUCCCUUCUGGGGAACAUGAACACCUUGGGCCUGCUGGGGGCAGACAGGUGUUUUAUCGAGUUUGGUGCAGGGAAAGGAAAGCUGUCCCACUGGAUGCAUGUUGCCAUGCAAGAGUGUCACAAUGUCCACUUCCUGCUCGUGGAAAGAUCAAGCACCCGCUUUAAGGUAGAUGGUAAACACAGAAGUGCAGACUCCAUAUUUGAAAGAUUACAAGUAGACAUUCAGCAUCUUAGCCUGCGUAGAGUCCCCUUUCUCAGAGAAAAGAAGCUUCCAAUUGUUGGAGUGGGCAAGCAUCUGUGUGGGGCAGCUACAGAUCUGGCUCUCAGGUGUCUGCUGGAGAGUUCUGGGAAGGAAACAAGUGAAGGGCCCGACCAGCCCCCCAAAAAACGCGCCAGACAGGACUGCGAAGCCGAGGCCCCACCCACGGCACUGGGGACAGCAGAUGUCGAGUGGGAGCCAGUGGUCUCUGGGCUGGCCGUUGCCCUGUGCUGUCACCACCGCUGCGAAUGGAGGCAUUAUGUGGGAAAGGAGUUUUUCCAGGAGCGGGGACUGGGUGCUGUAGAGUUUGCUGCCUACCAGCGUAUGUCCAGCUGGGCUACUUGUGGUCUCAGGAGAGCUAACAACAGCAAGGGCCACUACCCAGAAGAGGAGACUGAAGAGUGUGAAAAAGAGGAGGCAAUCGUACCGAAUAGCUUGGAGGAAGGUGUGUCAGCUGAGGAGCGUGAGCACGUGGGACGCCUGUGCAAAGUUCUUAUCGACUAUGGGAGGGUUCAUUUCUUGCGCCGCCAUGGCUUCACCUCCCACCUGCAUCACUACACCAGCAGAGACGUGUCUUUGGAGAAUGUGCUUCUCACUGCUGUACCCACCACAGCUGCUAGCUGAAGGAUCAAACUGGCAAAGGAGAUUAUGUGCAGUAGAUAUGCUGACCUGAACAUGUGGACAUGGCAAGGCAUCGAUUAAAUGGUGGUUUUAUACUAUUGUCUGAUGUCCAUUGAGUCACUACUUUCUGUAUGUCUGUUGGUAAGUAAUCUUCUUGCAUGGAACUCUAGAGUUGAGCAUCCUUUGCUUGGACGAGCUGAAAAGACAUCACUGACAGGAAGCAACAAGCAGGAUGAUACUGACAGGUUGCAGAGGACGUGCAGACAUGAGAUUGUUGGCUGAAGCAGCGAACAAAGCAAAAAGCAGUCGAUGCCACCCUCAGUAGCAAACGGUGCACAGGAAACUUCUGACGGAGCUUCAGGCAUAACAUCACUGGCUGGAAGCAGCUCACUGGAACAAUGGACAUGUCUCCGUUGAAUAGAAGCCGUGGACAUGUCAUUGUUGAGACGAAGCAGCGAAGAGGACGUAUUUGACAGGAAGCAAUAGA